AUGAAGAACCGCCCAAUUGUAGAGAUAACCCCAGAGAUCCUGGAAUAUAAAUUAGAAUACACACCAGAUCUCCGGUGUGAGAAGCAGACAGACUUGGUGCCGAUCUGCCACAGCUGCAAGUCCUGCAUCUUGAAAUGGAAGAUGUUCUCCACCCGCGAGUGGUUUCUGAGGGUGAGCCAAGCUUCCCAGAGGCAGUUCUUGGUGGGGAUAAUCAAACGGUUCAGAAGCCAGGACCUCCUGAAUUAUGCCUGGAACCUGCUACAAUCCACCAACACCAAGGACUUCACCUAUUCCCGGUCCUGCGUCAGCUCCAGCUUCACAGCCGCUUCUAUCUCGAACCGGGGGCUGGAUCCGCAGCAACUGGAGCACUCCAUGGUAAACCUCUGGAGGUGGUUCUUAAAUGCCAGUUUUUGGACCAAAUCCAACUACAUCUUGCUUUUGCUGCAGAUGUGUGAUGCACAGCUGCUGCUGAUGGCUGCCAGCCUGAUUUGUAGCCUCUUGAGCAAAGGUAAGAUCACCACAGAGAGGCACAGUCGGCUUGGUCAGCUGUAUUCUGUGUGCUGCAAAGAUGCAGAAGGUGAGUGCAAGCUCUGUUCUUCUCAUCAUAUACCAUUUGCUGGCUUCUGUGUCCUUGCCACAGAUAAUCUACAUGCACCGUGGCUUUUGUCCAGAGAGUCAGAUCAGCUGUUUGGAAUCCCAUUGGAGGAUGUGGACCAUCCCAGUCAGUAUUCAGUGGUAUUGAAUGUCUCACCCCCUGUGCCUGGCCCUUCCCAGAAGACCGUCAGCGUGAACAAGUUCAGAGAUUUCAUUCGCUGCCUGCCCAUCUACCUGUCUAAGCGCAUCUUGCGCAUGCUGGAUUCCAAAUCUCUGACCAGAUGUGCCUAUGUGAGUCUACACUGGCUGUUCCUGGUCAAGCAAAUUAGGAAGGACAUCCUAGCGGGUCAUUCCCUCCGAAGUGAGAUUGCAUUCAUGCAGGGGUCAUGCCCUAAAGGAGCAAUUUCCAACUAUGCCAAAAUAGUCAAGGUUGCUGUACCUCAGAUCAACAAAGAUGGUGACAUCAUCCCAAUCAAAGGCAAAAACAAGCUACUACCAAAGGAGUCCGAACUCAUGCAGAAAGCUUAUCACGGCCAAGAGACAGACAUUGUGAAGUUAGAAGAAAGGAACAUCUUCUGUAGCAGCUAUAACGUCCGUGUUCUGGUAGACAGUGUGGAUCCCAACAGAGUGGUUCACUACAGUGGUGGAAAGCUGUUGGCCUUUGGUUCUACAGACCGAAAAAUCCAUUUUCUGAACGUGAAUGACCUGAAGCCUGUCCCUCCUCUCCUCUAUGGACAUGCUGGUAGCAUCCGGGCUGUGUACCUCAAUGAGCCGAAGGGAUUUCUUCUGAGUGGCAGCUAUGAUCUCAGCAUUAGAAUGUGGAAUAUCUUCACUGGGACAUGUGUGAGAAUUUUUAAUGGCCACUCAGGGAGCAUCACUUGUUUGGAUGUGUACAAAAACAAAUUUGUGUCUGGAUCCAAAGACUGCACGGCAAAAAUGUGGAGUAUAGAAACUGGGAAAUGUCUUAAGACCUUUGGGCACAAGGGUAUUGUAUGGAGUGCAAAAAUGAAUGACACUCAUCUUGUGAGUGCCUGUGACAGAGGAAUAGUGAAAGUGUGGCACGCCGUAACGUGGAUAUUGAUCAAGAUUUUACAAGGUCACCAAGGUCCUGUGAAAUGUCUGUCAUUUGAUGAGUGGCAUCUUGUGACAGGAAGCAGUGAUGGCUACAUCCUGGGGUGGAGCAUGCUAGGAAAACACAAGAGAUGUCUGGUGGCUUUCAGGCAUCCUAUGGAGGUUCUGCACCUAGGCUUUCUCUAUCUCAGAGUCAUCAGUGGCUGUGCUGAUGGGAAGAUACGCAUAUUUAACUUCCUGACCGGGACCUGUCUGAGGGUUAUGAGAGCCAAUAGUAGAGGUGACCCUAUCAUGUCCUUCUGUAUUGUUGAAAACAAACUAUUGAUCAAUGCACAAGGCAGUGUUGUUUUGUUCAUGUUUGAGGAGGUGAAAUGGGACCAUUCACAAGCUGCGGAACAGGUAAUUAAAAAACAGGACAGAAGCAAAGGUGAUGUCCUACCAAUUCAAAUGAAGCCACCUCCACAGUUACAUACUGAGCGGCAGAAACGGGCCAAGAAGACAAAUUGGAAACUUUACAGCAGAGACAGCAAUGAUGUCAUGCUUUCCUAUAGUAUUACUCGGAGGUCUGCACGAUGCUCCAGAGAUUCUCCAGACCUUCUUUAUGAAAUGGUGAAGGCACCUCCACCUAGGAAAAGGAAUAAUGUGAGAUCACUGGAUGUGAGUCCUGAUGAGAAACACAGACUCUCUUUACUUGCUAAGAGAUAUGACUUGGAGGACCCACAGUCUAUAACAACCCUAAAAGGUUAUUCUGAUGACGAAUCAGACACUGAGCCUCCAGCUCCUGUCUCAUUUUGUGAGAAUGCUGAAGCUUUCAUACAGUAUAUAAGGAAAAGACGCCCUGUACAUUCCAUUUCUAAUGACCAGAUGCUGCUCACAAUUGGCACAGUGCAGCAUGUCUACAAGAAUGACCAAGUCAGUGCCAAUAUGGCUUAUAACAUGAAAAUCAAAGAUGCUUGGGGGCCUGCACCCCCUCAGAAAGACCAGCGCAAGAUCAUUCCGGCUCCCCCAAGUCCAGAGCAACAGAAAAUAGACCCACCAUUGCAACUGAAAGAACUUAUGGCUUCUGGUGGCUCUCUGGGUAUAGAAAGGAUUUCCACGCCCUAUGAAACCAGGACACUGCAGGUCAACUUAAAGAACUCCUUGCUCGGGAGUAGCGUCAAGUCCUCCAUUCCUGCCCCCACUAUCACCCGCUCCAAGUCAUGCAGCAGUUUGUCAGGAGUUAAGAACGCCUAUACCGGCCAUGCCAAGAUCCCUUCUCCACCUGGUACUGGGGUACAGCUCAUCGGUCACUUUACAGGCUCUUCUGAAUCCAUCAAGAUGCCCCGGAUGAAGAUUGCGCAACCCGGCAUAGGAGCACGCUCACAACCCCCAAAACUCUUCUUUACCCACACCCCAAACCCAUUGCGGCAGAAUACUGGGUUCAGGCUUUUGACAACACAGCAAAUGAAACAAUAUGCAGAAGAGAAGAUAUCUGAGUAUCAGGCAAACCAGACAAAAGUUAUAACCAACAGGAAGAAAGAAUGUAAGAAUGCCUGGUUAAGGAAAAUUCAAGGUCUUCCCAUUGAUGAUUUCACAAAGGAGGGCAAAAUUUCUGCCCCUGAACUUGGAGAGAAUGUUUUCAUCUGA
Varanus komodoensis (Komodo dragon) is the source of this 3291-nucleotide messenger RNA. It is a transcript of the gene FBXW10B, whose product is annotated as CMT1A duplicated region transcript 1. The record is from RefSeq and is a predicted model, not a curated record. Gene Ontology annotation, molecular function: protein binding. The transcript is spliced from 13 exons. The coding region runs from base 1 to 3291 and encodes 1096 amino acids. NCBI's taxonomy places the organism in Eukaryota, Metazoa, Chordata, Lepidosauria, Squamata, Varanidae.